This is a messenger RNA of Callorhinchus milii (elephant shark), 2339 nucleotides long. Its product is annotated as immunoglobulin-like domain-containing receptor 2. The coding region runs from base 110 to 1951 and encodes 613 amino acids. NCBI's taxonomy places the organism in Eukaryota, Metazoa, Chordata, Chondrichthyes, Chimaeriformes, Callorhinchidae. Gene Ontology annotation, biological process: pancreas development. The record is from RefSeq and is a predicted model, not a curated record. The transcript has 10 exons. Gene Ontology annotation, cellular component: membrane.
UGAUUGCAAUGGGAAUUAUAAAUCCCACCCACACCCCCCACCAUCACCACCACCACCUCAAGUCGGUCCUAACAAAGCCUCUGCCAUGUAACGUGAAAGCAGUGCGACAAUGUGGAUGGUCUCAGUGCCCCUCUGCCUCCUCUGGCUGACAGGUAAAUGCCUUGGUGUGCAAGUAACUCUUUCGGAGUAUAAGAAGGUAGCCAUGCUGUUCCAGCCUGUUGUCCUGCAGUGCAAGUACACCACUACCUCUAACCAGAAGCCAGUGGUACAGUGGCGUUUCAAGUCUUACUGCCAGGACCGCACCAAAGAUGCCUUCCGUAUCCAGAGCAUAGCCACACACGUGUUCGAUCCGCAGAACCCAAAGAACCUCAACUGGGAUCCGUACCUGGACUGCGCUGACAACAGUCGAACUGUCAGAGUUGUGGCCUCAAGUCAGGGUUCUGCAGUCACCUUAGGAGAAUAUUACAAGGGACGGGAGAUUACCAUCAGCAACAAUGCAGAUCUCCAGAUUGGGAGGUUAUAUUGGGGUGACAGUGGAGUUUAUUACUGCUCAGUUAUCACUUCAGAUGACAUUGUGGGUAAUAGCGAACAAAGAAUGGAGCUGCUUGUGAUGGGCAGGAGUGGAGUGGUUGCAGAUCUGUUGCCAGGUUUUGAUGUAGAGUUUAUGCCAGAGUGGGCAUUUGUUGGUCUGGUGGGCUCGGGCACUUUACUUCUCCUUAUCCUGUUUGGUAUUUGUUGGUGCCAGUGCUGCCCUCAUACCUGCUGUUGCUACGUCCGCUGCCCUUGCUGUCCAGAGUCCUGCUGCUGCCCUCGAGCCUUGUACGAGGCUGGGAAGGCAAUAAAAGCUGGGCACAAUAUAGCAGCCUACCAGCCAUAUUGCAUUCCCAGUGUUUCAAGGGUACCAAUUCCAAUUACAUCAACUGUAAUGGAUACAAAUGCCCCACCACCCACUCAGCUUGUGGAGAACGAUGUUGGGGGAUCUGUACGAAGCGGAUACCGGAUUCAAGCCAACAAAGAGCAAGAUUCCAUGAAGGUUCUUUACUAUGUGGAGAAGGAGCUGGCAGAGUUUGACCCCUCUCGGAGAAAGUUUGAGAAAUCCAGCACUAUCUCCGAGCUGAGCUCGCUGCAUGAGCAGGACACUGAUUUAAGGCAAGUGUUGCGUCAGGCACGAAAGCCAGCCCUGCCCACCAUCUGCGACCAAGAGGAGUCUGGAAUCAGAGCUGAGCUGGCACGAAGGUCUGGACGUUUCAGUGGCAGAGAAAAGAGAGACGAUGAUCGCCACAGCCACAGGUCGAGGUCUCGAUCUUGUGAAAGGCAAAAGAUGGAAUUUCAUGACAAGGGACAAUCAAGGUCGAUGAACGAGCUGGAGGAUUUUGCUGAAUCAUAUCAUUGCAGGGGGAGGAGGGGUAACUCCCAAGAGCCAAAUUGGGAGAGAAAGGAUGCGGAUAGAGGAGAAUAUUACAGAGCGCUCAGAGAUCGGUAUCAUGGUCAGGACUGCUCUUCGGAUGACUAUUACAACAAAAGAAGUCGAAGCAGGAGUGAUGUGUACGAUGGUGACAAAGGACAUGCUUAUAAUAAUAGGAGAGAGAGGCGGGAGGAAUAUCCACUGAGAUACACGCAUGACGGUGACGGAGCCUAUGACGAUGCAUUCAUCAAUAGUAUUCUGGAGAGAAAAGCCAAUUGCAGGUCUUACGAUGAGAGCUACUGCAAUGAAAUACCUUCCCAAAGUAGCAGCAGGCGAGGUAAUGACUAUUACUAUGAGAAACCUUCAAGCUAUAGGGCAGAAGAGGAAGAGAUUUUGCCUCCAUACAGUGAAAUGCAGCUGCAGAGAGCCAGACCAGAGAAUCUGGCAAUAAGGCCCUACUAUCAACAAAGAGAGAAUGACAGAAAAGAACAAACAAGACAGAAGAAAAUGAAUCAGUUCCCCGCCAGAGAUGCAUUGGUGGUGUAAAGUCCCUGAAAAGAAUUGUGGAAGGCUUCUAUUUCCAAGGUUGUACUCUGUGAGAAAAGGAAACGCCAUGGAUUUCAAACCCCAGGGAAUAUGAUGGGUUUCAAUGCAGGGUCGCUACAUGAAUGAGGAAAUGGUUUACAAAGUAAUGGGAGCUGGCUGCUGCAGUACAAGUCCUCUAGUGUUACAGCCGAUUGGUUUACAUGUAUAUUAUUCAGUAUUAACAUGGCAGCUUUGAAACCUGCCAUAACCAGCAUUAUGGUUGGUGCUUACCUCCCAAUAUUGUGGAAAACCUUUUAUGUACCUGUUUAUUGUUCCUCACAGUGGAGUGUGCUUAUCUUACCCCAUUUGUGCCACAAACCAUUUAUCAUCAUAAAGUGUUAACACACCA